Trichogramma pretiosum is the source of this 5049-nucleotide messenger RNA. It is a transcript of the gene Ca-beta, whose product is annotated as voltage-dependent L-type calcium channel subunit beta-2. The record is from RefSeq and is a predicted model, not a curated record. Gene Ontology annotation, cellular component: voltage-gated calcium channel complex. Gene Ontology annotation, molecular function: protein binding; high voltage-gated calcium channel activity. Gene Ontology annotation, biological process: calcium ion transmembrane transport; neuromuscular junction development; chemical synaptic transmission. Lineage: Eukaryota; Metazoa; Arthropoda; Insecta; Hymenoptera; Trichogrammatidae. The transcript has 8 exons. Bases 967 to 2496 code for a protein of 509 amino acids.
CGGCCGCUGCGGCGCCAGUGCCAUACUCGCCACCGCAGCAGCAGUACCAAGACCUCGUGUGUCGUGUCGUCGUUGUCGCAUAAAACAACAACACCAGUCUAGGCGUAUAAACAUCGAAUGGCUUUCAAGCGCAGGAAGAAAAGGCAUCAUCGAGCGUCGUCGUAGCAGCAAUGGCCGAUCGAUCAUCCUCGUCCAGCAGCUAUUUUUUUGCGAUCCCAUUCGAGUCGUAAUAAAAUAUACUCAUCCGCCCGCCCUUAUCGUGCACAGCUCAUUGUGCCCGUGCUGAAUCGAUCUUCCAGAGUGUGCAAAGUAGGGACGAUGAACCAGCCCUCGAGGAACGACAAUUACUCGUCAUCGUCGCGCACAUCAAGGACUAGAAAGUCAAAACGUCGUCGACGUGGUUCUGGUAGUAGUAGUGUUGGUAGUCGUUGUUGUUGUUGUUAUUGUUGCUGUUACUUUUCGUCGGUGGUGCAACGAUUAUCCCAGUGCAACAACGAGUACUUGGCGCUUUCCUCUCGUUCGUCGUUCUUCGAUACGAUAAAAUAAUGAACUAGCCUUGCGCCAAAAUCUAGCUGCUGUACAAGUACGUCGUGUGCACGACGACGACAUCGGCGACGGCAAUAAUUCAGUUUUUCGUCGAGUGCGUGGGUGCGUGUGUGUAUGUGCGUGUGCGCGCGAUCAAAAACUAUUUACAGCGCACGAGUGCAAAAGUUAUUGCGUUGUGUGCCGAAAAUUGCCGGGCCUUGGCUCGAGGAGAAGAAGAAAAAUAAGAAAUCCCUCGCGUACGUCUAAAUAUUUAUGGAUGAGACUCGUCGUCGACUGCACUCCGUCUACGACUAAAAGCUCCGAAGACGACGACGACGACGAGACUACUCUGGGUAGUCUCGCGCCGCAUCCGCAGCGAUAUUGCGACACACAACUUGAGUUUCGGCGACAAGUAGCGAGUGCGCCGCCCUCCCGAAGGCGAUGAUCGGUUACAAUCAACAGAAUUCCGGCUACAACAAGCUAUUCACUCAGGGCUCGGCAGACUCGAACUACUCGCAGCCCAGCUCGGAUCUCUCGCUGGACGAGGAGAAGGAGGGCUUGCGACGCGAGAAGGAAAAACAAGCCCUCGCCCAGCUGCAAAAAGCUCGGAACAAGCCGGUGGCCUUUUCCGUUCGAACCAACGUCAGCUACGAUGGCUCGAUCGACGACGACUCACCGGUCCACGGCUCGGCCAUCAGUUUCGACGUUCGCGACUUCCUUCACAUCAAAGAAAAGUACGACAAUAACUGGUGGAUCGGCAGGCUCGUCAAGGAGGAAGCCGACGUCGGGUUCAUACCGUCGCCGGCCAAGCUGGAAUCACUGCGGGCUCAGGCCAGCUCAGCAAGGGGUACCAAGGGUCUAUAUUCGAGUGCACGUGGAGGGUCUUCGGGGAACCUUGGUGAGAGCGGUAUGCCCUCACGAGGUUCCACACCGCCCACACCAGGCGACGACAGCGAUAGCAUGGGCAACAUCCGUCCCGGCCGAACGAACAUGACGAAUCCACCGGCCAAGGAGAAGAGAAAAAACUUCUUCAAAAAACCGGAAACGGCGUCGCCCUACGACGUGGUGCCCAGCAUGAGACCCGUCGUUCUGGUGGGACCAUCCCUCAAGGGUUACGAGGUGACCGACAUGAUGCAGAAGGCGCUCUUCGACUAUCUCAAGCACAAGUUCGAGGGCCGAAUCAUCAUCACGAGGGUAAUGGCGGACAUCUCUCUGGCCAAGAAGUCGCUGCUGAACAACCCGAAGCGGGCCGUGAUGGAGCGCUCGACGAGUCGCAGCAGCUGCCUGCAGGAGGUCCAGGCCGAGAUCGAGAGGAUAUUCGAGCUGGCGCGCACGCUGCAGCUCGUCGUGCUCGACUGCGACACCAUCAAUCAUCCGUCGCAGCUGGCCAAGACGAGCCUGGCACCGAUCAUCGUCUACCUCAAGAUAUCCUCGCAGAAGGUGCUGCAGCGGCUGAUCAAGUCGCGCGGCAAGUCGCAGGCGCGACACCUCAACGUGCAGAUGGUCGCCGCCGAGAAGCUGUCCCAGUGCCCCGGCGAGAUGUUCGACGUGAUCCUGGACGAGAACCAGCUGGAGGACGCCUGCGACCACGUGCACGAGUACCUCGAGCACUACUGGAACGCGACGCAUCCGUCGCUGCUCAUGAACAUGUCCAAGUCGAUUCCCGACGCGACCGACGACGGCUCGGUGCCCCGAGCUGGCUCAGGUGGUGGCAGCGUGUACCGUCGCUCGCGACUCGAACGCUCGGACCGCAGCGACAUGUACGGCGCCGGCGACGAGGAGGACUCCUUCCACACGGACGUGACGGGCCCAACGGGCAUCGACUUGAGCGCUCGAGGAGGAGAUGCUCGGCUGCCUCGAGUCCAACGACCUCAACCGCUGCAACAGCAGCAGCAGCAACAACCACCGAAGCAACAACAGCAGCAACAACAACAACAACAACAGGAUCCGCGCAACAUGAACGUCAUUUAGGAGAUGGGGCCCCGGGGCCUGUCGCUUCUGCGUUGCCCCCAUCUGCGCACCACGGCACUCUGAUAAUAACAAAAAAGGAUAGAAAACCAGCUAAUUAUUCCAGAGGCUGCUGUUCGAAUAAUGAAACAUUUCAAUUCACCUGCGAAUAUCAUCUCACAUCGAUGCAUCGUUCACCAGAGUCACAUAAUAUGCAAUAUUAUAAAUAUGAAAUUUAUAUAAAAGAAUAUAUCUUUCUAUCGCGAUCUCUCUUUCUCUCUCUCUCUCUCUCUCUUUCCUUUUUUCGAAAUAAAUCUGAUGUAUCGAUCUACGUUUUUUCGCAAAGAAUGAGUAAUAAUUAUUAUCACCGAAUAAUUUUUUAACUACGUGCGAAACGUCGUAAUCCGCAAGUACACAAAAUAAUUCUCGCUCACUGAGUAAAGUCUUAAAGAACUUAAGAGUGGUCCGAGUACCACAUGAGUGCCAAUAAGUUUUACAAAAACGUCAAACACACACUUAUACACACAUACACACAGAGAAUCCAUAAGCACUUGAUAACGAACGAACAAUACAAAAUGUAACGAGCACCACGUGUGAAUUUAUAUUUCUAUAUACGCGACUGCAAUGGUAAUAUAAUGCGUAUGCGUUGUAACCAAACGUUGAUUUUUCAUUCGUCGAGAUAAUGCCAAAAAUGUAACAAAAGAGAGAUUUUUUAUGAAUAAAACUUACAAUCAACCAACUCAUUUGUACGAUCGUUCAACACUUUGCACAAGAAUAAUUAUGCUCCGUUGUUUUGUACACAAUUAUUAUAAAUAAUGUAUAACCAAUGUAUAAAAGUCAUUUAGUCAGUUAUUAAUUGUGCACGCGCAACAAGAGUGAAAAAAAAAUUCGACGACUCCAUCUUUCAUUGUAUCAAAUAUAAAAUGCCAUGCGUACAAACGAGUGCGAUAUUCAUUGAUUAAUCGAACGUUGAAACGUGCCCUGGGGCCUUUAUUUUUAAACCGUGUCCUAAAAUGUACGUGAAAUGAGCUGAAAAUAAUUACCAAGCCCCACGAUUUGAACAAAUAUACAUAAAAAAAUUGUGAAUGUAUAUACGAAGCGCGAAACAAAAAAUCAAGUCCACCUAAAAUGUAGACCAAUUGUGUGUUAUUGGAAAUUGCUAUCGACUCGCGUGCGAAACAGCAAUCGAGUGUGGCGUGCAAAAGUGUAACACAAAAAAUUAUAAUGAUCUGCUGGCGUGCUAGCGAAAUUUCCUCUCUGUUUUGAACAGUGAAAUCGUAACUAUAAUAUACAUGCUUGAAUAAAUGAUCUUGUGCAUACUUCGAGUGUUGAUAUACAAUAUGUAUCAAUGCCUUUUGUGAGUGUCUAAAUAAAAGGGGUUGACAAAAACUCAAAGUCUCGACUAACUAAAAUGCUGUGCGGAAGCAAUGAAAAACCAAAAAAACGUAAUCCUUACUACGAACGACGUAAGUAUAUACAUAAUAUAAAUAUAUAGUUGCACUCGUUUCUCGAAUUUUUUUUAUACGUGCGCCAAAGUGCGGAUUAAGUCUCGAUGAAUUUGUAAUAAGAAAAACAAAAAUCGUAUAAAUUAAUUAUUAUAACAAGACGUAGUGAUAUAAUUCUAAUACUUAUAAAUAGUCUACCGAAUAGAUAGUGAUAAAUAAAAAACAAAACAACCAAAAUACAAUCUGAUAUCGCGUGGUAGUCUCUGUGGCCCGUAUAGACCAAAGAAGCUACAGCGGAAAAUCAACUAUUCAUCUGAUAUACAAUAUUAUGAGCUGUCCAAAACCACAAUACAUAGCCGCGCAGGACAUUCGAUAUUAUUCAUUAGAUUAAUUUUUUGGGGUUCUCCUUUUUUUCUAUACGUGCUGAAUGGCAACAAUUCAUCACUUAAAAACAUUAUACGAUAAUAUUAUAAAUAUACAUUAUAACGAGCCAAAACACUACAAUGUACGAGUCUGCUGUAUUUAUAAAAAUUUUGAAUAUAAAUAAAAAUACGAUAUAAAUGUGUGUAAAAGAAGGCAAAAUGCAUGUCUCACUUCCACUUUCGUGUAUAUAGUAAAACAACGUAAAUGAUUCAAUAAGAAAAUACAACAUUAAUAAAUAAUAAUUAAUUAUAAUAAUAAAAUUAAUAAUGCUAAUAUACGUGCAUGAGCGAAUAAUUCCGAGGUAAAAAUUAACUAAAAAGCAGAAAGAGAGGGAUUCGGUUAUGAAUAAUUAAAUAUACCAUAUACAUAGCAAUGAAGAAAGAUAGGUAAUGCAAUUAAACUGUGAAUGUGUGAGCGAAAGAGAACGAAAAGUUAGCAACAAAAGAUUGAAAUGUUGGCUGUUCUUUUUUUAACGAUAAUUACACAAUUAUUGUUAUAAUAUCGAUUCGUCACUGAUUUAUUGUAAUUUUCAUCAUGGGUAACAAUAAUUAUAAAGUUUGUAAAUACUGUAAGAAUAUCUCGAGAGUAUAUAAUCGGAGAAACAUAAAACUUCUUCGGUUUGCUGCGUGCGAAUAUAACAUUAUUAUUAUUCUUAUUAUUAUUAUCAUUAUUACUACAACUACUUUAAUUAUUAUUAUACUGAAAAAAU